CUUGCAGCCGUAUGAUCACUCAGCAUUAUCCUGAGACAAGCUCAUCUUCCGCGCUGUCGCUAAUAGACACUCGAGGAGGUGCGAUACUCCUGGUCGGCGGAUUCAAACUGGAAACGAUGCCAGUCACGGAGAGACACCUGAGGGAGUGACCCUGGGGGCAAUCUCCGGACUCAACUGCAAGCGCUUUCCGGCUGAUAUUCUUGACGGUGUCCUUAGAAAACACAACGCCCCCACCCCCACAGACACAGACACACACACACACACAUUCCAAAUAAACACAGGAGAAGGAAAAGACGUUUGUUUUUAAAAAAACAGAAUAUACACUGCCUGCAAUCGCGAGAUGUCUGGGUUCCCCUUCGAAACCACCGCAUGGAUCUUGUUCGGAUUUCUGCUGAUUUGUCCAGCAAUCAAGGGACCUGCAGUAUUGAUAGAAGGAGCAGAGUUUCUUCCUGAAUUCACGUUAAUCCGUAGGGAAAGCUAUCCUGAGGAGCCACUGGGAGACGUCUUGAAUCACAAAUCUGAAGAUCAGAGUUUACGGAUAGCUCGGUCUGAAGAGGAUGGUGACUCUCAGUGGGAUGCCUGGGGUCCCUGGAGUGAGUGCUCGAGGACCUGUGCAGGGGGAGCUUCAUACUCUCUGCGACGAUGCCUCAGCAGCCGGAACUGCGAAGGGCUAAAUAUACGGUACAGGACUUGUAGCAGUGUGGAUUGUCCUCCGGAAGCUGGUGACUUUCGUGCUCAGCAAUGCUCUGCUCAUAAUGAUGUCAAGUACCAAGGACAGUACUAUGAAUGGCUACCUAUUUACAAUGAUCCUGACAAACCCUGUGCACUGAAGUGUUUGGCGAAGGGUACAGCAUUAGUCGUGGAACUGGCUCCUAAAGUGCUCGAUGGCACGCGAUGUUAUACAGAGACUCUGCACAUGUGCAUUAGUGGAAACUGCCAAGUUGUUGGCUGUGACCAUCAACUUGGAAGUAAUGCCAAGGAAGAUAACUGUGGAGUCUGCAAUGGGAAUGGUUCCACAUGCAGACUUGUACGAGGACAACACAAAUCUCAAGGAUCAUCAAACAAAUUGGACGACGCGGUCAUUGCCAUUCCAUAUGGAAGUCGGCAUGUCCGAAUAGUACUCAAAGGCCCAGACCAUCUGUAUUUGGAAACAAAGACUUUGCUGGGUCAGAGAGGAGAAAACAGCCUGAGUGCUUCUGGAAUCUUCAGCAUUGAAAAUACCAGCAUCGAGUUCCAGAAAUUUCCAGAGAAGGAGAUAUUGAGAGCAAAUGGCCCUCUUGGUGCAGAUUUCACUGUAAAGAUGCAAUAUGUGGGAAAAGCAGACAGUAUAGUCCAGUUUUUCUUUUACCAGCCUAUCAUACAUCAAUGGCGGGAAACCGAUUUCUUCCCUUGUUCUGUCACUUGUGGUGGAGGGUACCAACUGACAUCUGCUGAGUGCUAUGAUCUGCGAAGUGUACGUGUGGUGUUGGACCAGUACUGUCAUUAUUACCCUGAAAACAUAAAGCCCAAACCAAAACUGCGAGAGUGCAGCAUGGAUCCCUGUCCAGCCAGUGAUGGCUACAAGCAGAUCAUCCCUUUCGACCACUUCCAUCCUCUUCCUCGAUGGGAUAGUAGCCCCUGGACUGCCUGCUCCAGCUCGUGUGGUGGAGGUGCUCAACUCCGCACUGUCUCCUGUGUGGAGGAAGACAUUAAUGGACAAGUCAACACCGUCGAGGAGUGGAAGUGCAUGUAUAUACAGAAAUUUCCUGUCGUUCAGCCCUGUAACCUCUUUGACUGCCCAAAAUGGUUGGCGCAGGAAUGGUCUCCUUGUACAGUAACUUGUGGACAGGGCCUCAGAUAUAGAGUGGUCCUGUGUAUUGACCACAGAGGACUCCAUGCAGGUGGUUGUAAUGCAAAAACAAAACCGCACAUCAAGGAAGAAUGUAUUGUCACUGUACCUUGUUAUAAACCAAAAGAGAAACUCCCCGUGGAAGCUAAGUUGCCAUGGUAUAAGCAGGCACAAGAGCUGGAGGAAUUACUGACUGUUUCUGAAGAACCAUCGUUUAUUCCACAGCACUGGUCUCCAUGUAGCAAAACCUGUGGAGCUGGCAGUCAGAGUCGCAAGGUCAAAUGCCAAGUGCUUCUGUCAUUUUCUCAAUCUGUGGAAGACCUGCCAGAUGAUGAAUGUGAAGGUCCAAAACCACAGAUGGAGCGAGCCUGCUACACUGGACCAUGCAGUGGGGAAGCAGUAGAAUACGACGUUGAAGAUGCAGAAUUACUGUACACCAAUUUGCAGGAUUUUGAUGAGCUGUAUGACUGGGAUUACGAGGGUUUCACCCAGUGUUCAGAAUCAUGUGCAGGAGGUGUCCAAGAAGCGAAUGUGGUUUGCCUGAAUAAACAGACUCGAGAGAAAGUGGAUGAAAGUUUUUGUGUCAUCCAUCGCCACCCUCCACAGCUCCUUAAAGUCUGCAACCUGGGACCAUGUCCUCCAAGGUGGGAAUUUGGAAAGUGGAGUGCCUGUUCGUCCAGUUGUGGAGUAGGUCUGCAGACAAGGGAUGUGUACUGUGUGCACCUUUUAGUCCAUGAAAGUGGUGAAACAGUUAUCCUCAGCGACAAGAGCUGCCUUCUGCCAAAACCUGACAACGUGCAAGCCUGCAAUCAGUUCGACUGCCCUCCAAGCUGGCUGUCUGAAGAUUGGCAGCAGUGUUCACAGAGCUGUGGAGGUGGCGUGCAGGUUCGACAGGUCCUUUGCAAACAGAGAAUGGCAGAUGGGAGUUUUGUGGAUCUAGCAGAGGAACUCUGCCUCGCUCCUAAACCAGAAGUUCAUCGGGCUUGUGGGAACAUAGACUGCCCUGCUGAAUGGUUGGCUUCUCAAUGGCUACAGUGUUCAACAACUUGUGGGGAAGGUACACAGAGACGUGAAUUGUUUUGCAGGAAAGUGGAUAAAGAUGGGGUUUCCAAUACUCUAAACAACGCUAAUUGCUCGCACUUACCUCACCCACCAUUGCUCAGAUCAUGUUCCUUCCCACCCUGUGCCAGAUUGAACGGAAAGGAAUUCAAAUCUUCUGACCGCCAAGGGCCUUCUAUCCUGGGUCUUCGCAAAGUGUAUGUUCAAUUAAAGAAAGAAAGGAAACUGCAGUUCACCACUGGUGGGCAGGCUUACCUGCUUCCCAAAACAUCAGUGGUCAUCAGGUGCCCUGUCAGAAGAUUCCGGAAGCCCCUGAUAACAUGGGAGAAAGAUGGAAAACAUUUGUCAAGCUCAUCACAUGUCACCGUUACUCAUUUUGGUUAUAUCAAAAUAAAUCGUCUUAAGCCAGUAAAUAUUGGCACCUAUACAUGCGUAGCAGGGCAUGUGCGCGAUGAUUUUGUGAUUAAAAUAAUUGGAAAUAAUAAUAAACUGAUUGAUCCACCAUCCAGCAAACAGGAAGAAGCCAUUGGGAAAGGAAUCUCAAAUGAAGCAAUAAGUCCAAAGGACAGAUACAUGCCAGGUUUGAAGAUGAAUGGUAGCAAGUCAGACAAAAAUCCAUUCUUCUUAAACCACCAAAGUCAGUACGAUGGAAUCAUUCUUAAACUCUUGGAGAUAAAAGGCUGGUCUCGAGAUAGCCCAGAUUCACGGGAGUCACAGUGGUCCAUAGAGAAGGACUUCACUUCCUUGGAGGAUGCUAGCAUGGAAUCUACUUUUCCAUUAACAUAUGUAAUUGACAAGGCAAGACUGGAUGAAAUCAUUCAGGCCAUAUCACAGCAAACUGAAGAUCUAAAGGAUACUUAUGCUACUCAUGUUAUUGGCCAACUAGUUGCUGAGAUUUCUAAGGGCCAACUAGAUGCUGUUGAAUCCAAACUGAAGCAAGAGGAGGGAAACAUGGAUACCAGUUCAGUGAAGCCUUCUUUCCAUAAAAUCACUACCAAUGGCCAUGAACUAUCAAAAUUAUACCCAGUAGAUCAACCCACUUCGAAGGAGUCUAUUCAUCCAUCUAAGGAGCCAUUCAAGGCACCAGUAAUACUGCAGAAAGCCAAUGACAAAGGAUUGUCUCUGGCAGCAGAGGUGAUUGCUGAUGUGGGCCAUACAAUCUCACUGACUGACUGGACCAGUACACUGAUGCUGAGGUGUGAGGCAAAGGGGAACCCAAAACCUGUCAUUAGCUGGACAAAGAAUGGCCAAAUGUUGAAAUACAGCCACAGAAUUAAGCUUCUUUCAGAUCAUACCCUACAACUAUUUUUGCCAAACAAAUCUGAUGUGGGAGUCUACACCUGCACUGCUACGAAUCCUAUAGGAUGGGAUUCCUUGUCCUCCAAAGUUGUCAUACCAGGGAAGCCAGUAAUUAGAGUGUCCAAACAUGAUUUGCUGAACUUUAACUCGACAUCUGUCAGUGUGGAUGUGGGAAGCGUUGUGAAAGUGAGAUUGAGAGCCAAUAUCACAAUUAAGUGUCAAGUCAAUGGUGUUCCUGAACCUACAGUGAGCUGGACAAGAGAUCAGGGGCAACUUGAUGGCAAUGUUAAGCUUUUCCAGAAUGGAUCUCUCUCAAUAAUAAAUGUCACAUUGGCAAAUCAGGGAAUAUAUUCUUGUCAUGCAUCAAAUCCUCUUGGCCAUGUGAAGGCAACAACGAGCCUGCUAUUACAGGAUCCCCCAAGGGUCUUUUUGGAAUCAAAGGAUUUAGCCCCACUCUUCGCACUGACUGGAUCUGAUGCUCACACAAUAUUUGCUACCAUUCUUGGAACUAAAGAAGUAUUGAGUUCAGGAAACAGUGUUGUGGUUGGUUGCCCUGUUAAAGGCUACCCAAAACCAAGCAUCAGCUGGUUGUAUAAUGGCAAAGUCAUAGGCCCAAGGUUAGAACAGCAACAUCACAUCCAAGCCUCACAGCAGGUUCUUCGAAUCCCAGCUAUCACAAAAGAGCAUCAAGGCAAUUACAGCUGUAUAAGUCAGAAUGAAGCUGGGUACCUCACACUAAAGGUUACACUGGAGAUAGCAGAAUAUGAGUGGUUGAUUGGUGAACUUAUACCAUGCUCAGCGCCAUGUGGGAAUAAAGGUGUGCGGUUUCCAAAGCUGAAGUGUCUGCAGGACAACAGCAUUGAGGUUGACAAGUUUCAUUGCAAAGACAAGCCUCAACCAGACAUCCAGACAGUUCCAUGCAAUGUGAGGGACUGUCCUCCACGGUGGAUUGUAAGCAGCUGGUCCCCUUGUACCCAGCGCUGCGGAGGAGGAACACGGCAGCGCCUGGUCAGUUGUCAGAAGGUCACAGCAGCUGGAAUUCUUGUUGAUCUGUCACCUGGAUUCUGUGCUCAGUCAGGAAAGAAACCAACAGAUUCCCAGAUGUGUAACAGGCAACUUUGUUCAGAGUGGUUCACUUCAAACUGGGGACAGUGCACUAGCCAUUGUGUGGGCCUGAGGCUGGGAAUCCAACGUCGUCAUGUUUUCUGUCAGUCACAGAAUGGAACCAAAUUACCAUCCCAGCAAUGCAGCAGUAAUACGAGGCCACAGAGCAGACGGAACUGUACCUCAGAUCUUUGUACUGUUCAAUGGCGCACUGGUUCCUGGACAUCAUGCACCUCUUCCUGUGGGAAUUAUGGUUUUCAGUCCAGAAGGGUGGAGUGUGUACAUCUGCAAACAGGACAACAAGUGAGAGAACAAUUCUGUUCUUGGAAGCACAGGCCAGUGAACUGGCAGAGGUGUAACAUCAUCCCAUGUGAAAAAUCGGAAUGCAGAGACACAACCAGAUACUGUGAAAUGGUAAAGCGACUAAAACUGUGCCUCCUGUCCCAAUACAAACUACGCUGUUGUGAAUCCUGCAGGGACAUCUGAAGAUUAUAUUUCUAUGAUUUAUCCCCUCACAUUGAAAGGACGAAGGGUGUGGGUGGGGGAGAAACUCGCUUGAAGUGGUUGCAUUGUUUUCAAAUUUCAGCAGCUCCCUCCGUUUUCUUUUGGACGGGCAAAUAUUUCUGUGGCUGUUUGAAGAGAGAAUCUGCAUCUGAAUAGGGGAAAAAAAAUCUGACAUCUGCCAUUCCAGGUGAAGUAGAGCAGGUACAGUAUCUUUAGACACACUCCCUUCACUACCUUUAUGUACAUUGGAAGAAUGCUUCAGGCAUUUUGACAAGUGCUAUCUGUAGCAUUGACACGAUGCUGGAUGACAGUUGUUGUGAUGGGCUAGUUCUAGAAUGAGCCUGACUAUCUUUCUUCAUCUGUCAAAGCCCCAAGGAAACUGUAAAUAUGUUCUGCUCUUGACUAUUUUGAGGGAAUUCUGCUCAGGCCUUUUAUGGAAUAUUGCAACAAAUCCAACUUUAUGUCAGCUACCCAGCAGGUACCCUGUUGUGGCCUUGAAGGAUAAACAGGAGCAAAUGUACUUCAACACAACAAUUGGUGUUGGAACUUACCCCUUGAAAGUGUAAGGGAAAUGCAGUAUUGUCGAGAGAAAAGGAUAGAAUAUCCUAUCAUUUACUUCCCUCAAAAUCCAUCUCAGAUCAAAACCAACUGGUCAAGUAAGCAUUAUCUAACAAGAAUUUUGGAUUCUGUUCUACAUGAACGAAAUAGAAUCACAGGUUAAACACAGCCCUGAAUUCAGCUGGAGAUUGUCUGACUGAAAUUAGGUCAGCAAACUGGGAAUUCAGGAACAAUUUAAGUGCAUAAGUAACAAAAAUCAGGACUGAUUAAUUGUUCAGUGUCAAUAUCUGGAAGGUAAAUGCAAGAAGCAGUAAUGACUAUUCACAUGCAUCUUCUUGAAAUAAUAUGUUCAGUUGUUUUUAUUUUUGUGGGGGGAGGUGUCAGCAAUAUUCAGACAUAAACAUUACCCUAUCCCCUUACUCCUUCCAGUUCAUUGGAGGUUUUUUACAAAGUUCUUCCAGUUCAAUUGCAAUCACUCAAGGGCUUCCCCUCCUGUUACAAAAUAUCCCAACAUUCUAUCUCUCUCCCUUUUCCUUUUUAUGUUGUGUUUUUGAUCUUUCACAUAAGAUUGUGCCAGCUAAUCUAUUUAAAGUAAUAUGGAAAUAAAUCAAGGCUGAUGUGAGAGAAAACAAAAUGUAAGGGUAUGAAAUGUACUGCCUGGAAAGGUGGUGGAGAGAAAUUCAAUUGAGAGGAAAUUGAAUGUUUAUUUGGAUAAAAAUGGUGUGCAGGUUCAUGGGGAAAUGGCAGGAAAUUGGCACUAGGUAAUAGAACCAGUGCAGGCACAAUGGGUUGAAUGGUCUUAUUCUGCACCAUAAUGAUUCUGUGGAGCUGUUAUAGCUAAUUGUUGAAUUUCAGAUAUGGAUUGCAGAAUAGGAACAGUCAAUUCAUUUAUUUAAAGCUCCAUUUUGUCCCAGUCAUUUCCCCUUCUCAGUAUACUAUAGCCCCAGCACCAACCAUUCUCCAAAUCUUUCCUCUUACCAAUCAUCUAAUCAACCAACUGUUUCCCUACAAGGAGGGGAGACAUGGUGCCUUAUCUUGACUUUAUUAUUGCCAUUAAACAGGUAAGUGCCUAAUCUUGGUUGAUAUGCCCUUUGUCUCUCUGCUGUACAAAUUGUCCUAUGAUUCAGUUAUGUAACAACAGUAGCAGGUACAAAUUUUAGGGAAAUCUCCUAUCCUCUGAUCUAUUCACAGAGACAUAAUGGGGAUAAAGGGAAGCAUUAUCAGCUACAAGUCGGCUCUCACAGUCUGCUAUGAAACAGCACAAUUACUUUGUUCUGGGGCUUAGGGUCAGCAAUGAAGCAAAGGUGGUCAAAGAAUAUAUCUCUGAGCGAUCUCACAAUCUCUGUGUCAAUGUCAUUAAGCUGUCCAAGCUCUAAAUCACAUUAAAGAAAUGGCCAAUCAUGAAAGGAAGAGUAUAACCAAAAUACUCUUAAAAAUGUUGCACAGCGAAAAGGAGUUUGGAACAUAAAUGUGGCAGAAACUUGGAAGCUUAAAAUUAGAGGUUUUUGUAAAUUAAUUAUUUAAAAUCUCAAGAAAAUCUAGUUAUUAAUCAUAAUAGAAACAUUUAACAACAUUAACAUAUUUUGUUAAGGACAGAAAUAUUGCUGAACUAUAAAAUGAAGUUUAAAAUCCUAUUGUAUGUAUGUAAUUAUAAAAGAUAGACAUUAAUAGGUAUACCUCACAGGGUUUCUAACAGUGAUAUGAUAUCAGAAAUGGAAAAUUCUUGCAUACAGUUGAUUUAUUUGAUUGCUGGAUCUAAGGGCAUUUGGUACUUUAUAAUGCACAGCACCACCCGUGGCAGAGUAAUGAGUGAUAGACUAGCUUCACAUGUUAAUCUGCACUUGUGCUAAUUCCUUACAUUGUGAUGACAGUCAGAGGGUUGGUUAGUGGUGGUGAACACUGACAGCUCACCAUUAAAAUAAAAUCCAAAAAUUCCAGGCAUUUAUAUUGUUGAUCUUGCUUUUAUCUCCUCAAGCUAUGUACCAUUUCCCAGUCCAGAAUGUUUCGAGUAUCUCUCGUCUUCUUAGUGAGCAAGUGCCUUGCUUUUGUUUCCCACUUCUCCACAGAUGAAGAAUUCACUUUAGAUGGGAAAAAGAAUGGGUUCUCAGCUACAUCCAAUAAUCUGUUUCUAUAGUGCAUUAUGUGAUUAAUUGCAUUGUACUGCAUUAGCGCAAUGUUCAUGGACUACAUACAAAAUCUCUGGAAACAUAUAGAUAUUUUCUCAACAGUUCAAUCUAAGGCAUUAUUCCACACCUUUGGAGCAGGUAGGACACUACCACUAUGUCGUAAGUGCCGUCUUCCGGAAAUAUAUAACAAUGGGUAAUCCACGUACACAAUCAAGUGAUUCAGAUACCAUGUUAAGAUGGAAGUAGAUGGUCUCGGAUUCUGUCAGUGUAGUUUGCUGUUCUGUGUGUAUAAUAUAUGCAUUGCUAAAAAAAUUAAAAUCCUUCUUACAUGAAUGGGUAGAAUUUUCAUGCUGUUUAACAGUAAUUGUGAGAUAGAUAUAUAUAGGCUUCUAGAUACAGGAGGGACCUUGAUGUGAUCAAGUGUAGGUUAAUAAUUAUGACCUGGCUAAAAACACUGACCAGGCUAUUUACAACAUUGUCAUUUAAAAUUUAAAGAAAAAUUAUUACCACAGCUUUAUGCAGAAUAGAGCAGCAAUUCUCCUUUUCAGCAAAGGUGGGUCUGAAAUCUAAGCAACUUAGAUCUCUAAAUUUAUGUAUAGUUUAAGAUAUGAUCUUUGUAAAAUAAGUUCUGUAUCUAUUUAUUAGAAGGUUAUGUUGAACAGUGCAAUAUACUUCUAACUGUAUUUUAUCUUGUCCAGAAUAUACUAUUUUGGGGGAAAUUUCUUGUAACCAAAGCUUUUUUUGUUGGCUAUAUUUGCAAAAGAAGUUGAAGUUUUCAUUUUAAUAGCACUUCCAUUGAAUUCUCUUUCUUUUAUUUGUCUUACACUGCACUGUGAAGGGGUGUCAUUCCCAACUAUUGGGGUGUAUGAAAUAAGUGAUGCAUUCUUAAUAUGUUGGGGCUGGUGUAUUAAACUCAAAUGAUUUUCCCAUUAAUUCCAGUUGCAUUCCUUCUAAUGACUGAUUCACCAGUCUAGUUGCUGUGUACAUAAUAUGUUUAUCCUAUGUUUUCUCUCGGGCAUCACUGCAAAUAAGUAAACAGUCUAUGGUAGAAAAUGUUCCCUGAUAUUAUGGGAAGAAUUUGCUUAUUUCACUCGUGAAUUCAAUUUGAAACAUUUGGUAGUGUUCUACUACAUGCUAAAAGCAGACAAAUCAUGACUUAGAUAUCAAAUGUAGCAUUUUGUGCUUCCUAUCUAACUGUACAUCCUGGGUGUAGUCCGCGACUCAUCAGUUGUUUGUUUUCUCCUAGAGUAAUUGUGAACGUAUGUCACAGAAUAAAAUGUGACAAAGACCCAGUGAUACAUUUUCCGAAUGCAAUGUUACUGGAUAAAGUCUGAUGUUACUUACCAAAAGCCAAUGUAUGUAAUUUGUU
Stegostoma tigrinum is the source of this 9847-nucleotide messenger RNA. Its product is annotated as ADAMTS-like protein 1. Gene Ontology annotation, cellular component: extracellular matrix. The coding region runs from base 341 to 5776 and encodes 1811 amino acids. The record is from RefSeq and is a predicted model, not a curated record. Lineage: Eukaryota; Metazoa; Chordata; Chondrichthyes; Orectolobiformes; Stegostomatidae. The transcript is spliced from 30 exons. Gene Ontology annotation, biological process: extracellular matrix organization. Gene Ontology annotation, molecular function: metalloendopeptidase activity.